UUCGCUGGCAGUCGCACAGAAUAGCCACAACCGCUCAGUCGUUCGCUCGUACCGCAUUAACCAUUUGGGCAGCAAGGACCUGGGUCGUAAACGCGCAUCUAUUCCAAUUCUAUGGAGCCGCUGCAAAUCGCACUACAAAUAUUUGUGUAUUUGCAGCAAUCAAUAGGGAUGUACAUAUGGCGAUGAGUUCGACUGCGGAAUCAACAAUAAUAAACCAAUAAAGGAAAAAAAGACACUGCAAUAAACAUUCCAAAGUUGAAUUGGAUUGAUUUGGAUUAACUAAGUAUUCAUUUAAUUUAUGAACAUGAGUAGCCGAGCGUUUAAAUGACAUGGCAGAGAAACGCCUACUGCUGGAGCGAUCCGACGCCUCAGAGACGGAGGAGCUGGAAGUACAAAUGACCCGACGGAGCGGAGGAGUCCUCCAUGCCAUCCAUCACCGAUCGCUGCCCGUUAGCAGGAAGUCGGUGCUCGGCCUGCUGGUGUCCUUUGUGUUCUGCUACUUCCUGAUCGGACGAACCGAGUGGGCGAAUGUCCUCGAUCUGGAUGUCCUGCAUUCGAAUAGCUAUGUGACGGUUCAGCAUCAGUCCACUGUGAUGGAUGUUGUCACCGAGACACAUACUGAGAUUGUUCCAUUUGUGCCCCCAAAAGGCUUCCUGGUGUAUAGCAACUCCUGCCGGAUCAUGGAGGUGGAUCCCUACAAGAACGAGGUGAUGCGCCACUUCAAGCGGCUCAAGUACAAAGCCUGUCAAAAGCUGCCGCCCUUGACCCAGGUCAAGUUCCAGGAAAAGUCCCAGAAGUACGUACUCAGCGUAGAUGGAGCUGCUUUCAGUCGGUAUCCGGUGGGCAAUCAGCUCCACUGCUGCUACAUGGAGGUACAGCGGGUUAGCGAGGUGGAGGUCAAGUACACCAAGUGCAAAACCUUCAAGGGGAGCACGGAACUGCCCAAUUCCGCAGAGGGAAUCAUUGUCAAGUGCGAUUCCGGGGGACGGCGGAUCUACAUCAAUGGCCAUGCCACCGUUCCCGUCAAGGAGGCAGUGCAGCAGAGACUCCAAAAGGCAUCUAAGGCCAAGGAAGCCAAGAAAAAGGAUGAGGUCCAAGUGAGGCCACCAAGUGUUCUGAUGCUCGGCAUCGAUAGCAUCUCCCGCGUGAAUCUAAUCAGGGCCAUGCCUAAAACAGCCCAGUAUCUCUACGACAACGGAUGGUUCGAGCUGGCGGGUUAUAAUAAGGUGGACGACAACACAUUUCCGAACAUCAUGGCAGUGGCCACCGGCUACAACCUCCAGAACGCCAUGCAGGCGUGCUCCCCCUACGUGGUAGGUGGCCUGGACAAGUGCGAUUUCAUCUGGAAGCUGUACCAGCAGAGGGGCUAUGUCACCGCCUUUGCGGAGGAUGCUGUGAAGAUCAACACGUUCAACUACCUGAAGAAGGGCUUCCGGAAUCCGCCGGCGGACUACUACUUGAGGCCCUUUCUCUCCGCUGCCGAGGCGCAGCUGGAUCACACGACGGUCAAUGGUCUGCUGCACUGCCUCGGCUACGAGACGGAGGCGGAGCACGUGUACGACUAUGGGCUGGAGUUCACCAGGAGAUACGUGAACGAUACGUACUUUGGAUUCUUCUGGACGAACACGCACAGCCACAGUGAUAUAUCGCAGACCAGCAGCAUGGAUGACUACAUGGCGGAGUAUCUGCGGAAGUUGGUGCGCCAGGGCACCAUGGACAACAGCGUGGUGGUGUUCUUCAGCGAUCAUGGCAUGCGUUUCGGACCCACCAGGGCCACUUGGUCUGGUCACCUGGAGGAGCGUCUGCCGGCAAUCUUCAUCUGGCUACCUCAUCACCUGCGUCGCUCACAUCCGGAGUUUGUGCGUGGCCUCCAGUUGAACAGGAAUCGCCUGACCACGCCCUAUGACCUUCAUCUGACCAUGAAGCACAUCCUCUCGUUAUCCGGGCGAGUCGACAUGGAAUCAUUGGGGCCGGCACCCGACUGCCCGCAAUGCCAGAGCUUACUGCGACCCGUCUCCCCGGUGAGGAGUUGCUCCGAUGUGGGCAUCGCGGAUCACUGGUGCACCUGCUGGGAGUACGUCACAAUUUCGAGCACCUCCAAGGAAUCCCGGAUGCUCGGCAAGCGGGUGGUGAGCUACCUCAACAGUUAUGUGGCGGAGUUCCGCAACGGAACCUUCGCCAAGCUGUGCGCUCCGCUCUCCCUGCACAGCAUCAAAUCCGCUUUUCGGGCUCAUCAAAAUGCCCUGGAUCCGGAGGAGGUGCACACCUAUCGACUGAUCUUCGUCACAUCGCCCAACAAGGGCCAGUAUGAAGCCACCUUGCGGCACAAUCGCACGGAUGAUUCCGUUCAGGUGACGGGAUCUGUGAGCCGAUUGAAUGUCUAUAGUGGAGAGGCGGAUUGCAUGAGUGAUUUCGGUGCCAAAAAGUAUUGUUAUUGCCGGAAAAAAAAGGGAUAGAAGUGGCCGUAGAAUUAGAACUACGGCUAGUGCCCAAGUGCCGUUAAUCAGAUUAGAAUCUGACAGUACAAUUAUCUUAGUCUUAUAUUAUAGAAACCUCUUCCUCUCUAUGCCUGAAAUAAAGUUGUGUUGUUGUGAAACUUCUGGAGAUUUUAAAAUAUAAUUCAGGGUUUCUGAAAAUAAAAAAAAUGAAAAUCUUUAGUUUAUAAAAUCAAAUAUUAUAUAUACGAAGAGUAGUUAUUUACUUAUUAUUUACAAAUCUUCAGAAGUUUACGAAACACACAUGUUCAAGCGUAUUUUAAGAUUAGUUGUUACCCAUGUAAAUAAUUUACUAUCCCUGCUCCAAGAGACUUUUGCCAAUAAUUAGUUUAGUCAUCUCUUUAUAUAUAGUUAGUCGCUUAACUACUAAACAUUACACUUAUGAUUUGAGAUAUAUAUGUGUUUAACUCAUAGUGAUAUUAUAACUUGAAAUAAUAAUUCUGUUAGAAAUAAAGGGUCGAGUAAUUGAAGCUUCUAA
Molecule: messenger RNA, 2973 nt
Organism: Drosophila elegans
Lineage: Eukaryota; Metazoa; Arthropoda; Insecta; Diptera; Drosophilidae
Exons: 5
Coding region: 330-2456 (708 amino acids)
Source: RefSeq, a predicted model, not a curated record